Molecule: messenger RNA, 1953 nt
Organism: Meyerozyma guilliermondii ATCC 6260
Lineage: Eukaryota; Fungi; Ascomycota; Pichiomycetes; Serinales; Debaryomycetaceae
Product: RNA helicase
Exons: 1
Coding region: 1-1953 (650 amino acids)
Biological process (GO): nuclear-transcribed mRNA catabolic process, nonsense-mediated decay
Cellular component (GO): cytoplasm
Molecular function (GO): ATP hydrolysis activity; RNA helicase activity
Source: RefSeq, a predicted model, not a curated record
AUGGAUGAGUAUUUCCGGGAAAUCAGCUAUCUUCUUUUCAUGGAGGAAAAACUAAGCAUGGGUGCAAGUAAUAUGUCUUAUUUGGAACCUCAAGAUAUGUUCCUUGAAUGGUACCAAGAGCAAAACAAAAAGCAUAAGCAAUUCAAGGUUACAAUACCAUUGACCGACCACAUUCUUGACAAGUUUCUCUCCAAGAAAAUGCAGCAAUUGAAGAAAACACCGUUUGGUUUAAACCUGGCAAUCAUUUUGAUGCUUGGAGACGACAUUGCCUGGUAUGCUCAAGUGAUGACUUCAGACAGCGUUAAAGCCAAAAAAGGUGGUCGCAAUGGCCCCAUGGUUCUUGAAAUGGUGGCUGAACUUUACAGCUGGAACAACAUGCCGUUACCAUUGUCUGUCAAUGUCAAGCAUCUUCGAAUUCUUCCUGUUUCAGUUCCUGUUAGCCGAGUAUUUCUAGCAAUGUCCCGCAUUGACAACCCCAAAUUUAUCAAGAUGCUUCUAGGAAAUGAACCUAUAAAGCAGAUAGUGUUCAAAAAUUUCUUGACUUUCAAAAAUCGAAUCAACGAGUCUCAAAAAGUGGCAGUUCAGUCUGUACUUAACAAUGCUAUCACUGUGCUCCAGGGUCCACCAGGAACAGGUAAAACUUCCACCAUCCACGAGAUCAUCUUGCAGUUACUGGAACUCAAAACUUUUCCCAUUCUUGUUGUCGCUGCGUCCAAUAUAGCCAUUGAUAAUAUCGCUGAAAAGUUGAUCAAAACCCAUGGACGUGAAAUUUUGAGAAUUGUCUCCAAUGAGAAGGAAAAAGAGUACUCGAGAGACCAUCCUCUCGCAUCAAUUUGCUUGCACCAUAAAGUAUACGAUGCUCUUCCACAACAAAUGAAGCAAACGGUUGAUGAUCUCCGUCGUCCAUUUUCGAAUGUGAGCCAGAAUCUGUAUAAGAAACUUCUUACACAGCAGAUCAAACUCUCCGAUAUGUUCACGGCACAAGCCAAAGUCAUCUUUACAACGACAGUUGUAGCUGGUGGAAACCAAUUGAAGCUGGUGAAAAAAUUACCAGUAGUUAUCAUGGAUGAAGCCACUCAGUCGUCGGAGCCAACUACACUCAUUCCUUUGUCUAUGCCUGGAGUUGACAAAUUCGUUUUUGUGGGAGACCAAAGACAGUUGAGUAGCUUCUCGAUGGUGCCUAAUCUCUCGUUGUCUUUAUUUGAGAGAGUUCUUCUUAAUAACUCGUACCGAAACCCACACAUGCUCGAUACUCAGUACCGAAUGCAUCCUGCCAUUAGUGAGUUUCCUCGAGUCAAAUUUUACGAUGAACUUCUAAAGGAUGGAAUAACUGCUGAUGAUCGUGCCAUGGACAACAUUCCGGAAAAUCCAGUGUAUUUCUGGGACACCAAGGGAAAAGCCAGAGAGGACAGAGUUCGAUAUGGAUUCCGCGAAGAUAGAGGAUACACUUAUAGCAACUUGAAUGAGAUCGAAUAUGUCACAAAAGUGUUAAUGAAGCUCAUUUAUGACAAGCAAGUAUCGAAAUCAGACAUAGGUGUGAUAACUCCCUAUCGUGGCCAAAGAGAUCUCAUUUCAAACCAACUUGUGAAAAAUGAUCUUAUCAAUCCUGAAAAGGAAGAAGUGCAAGUGGAAGUGGAUAGAGAUGACAUUUACAACGAAUCGAAACCGGUGACAGUCCACCUUGUUUCUGGCAUCAUGAUAGCAUCUAUCGAUGCUUUCCAAGGAAGAGAAAAGAACUUUUUGGUGAUGUCUUGUGUGAGGUCCAAUGAAGAACGCAAGAUUGGGUUCUUGAAUGAUAAGAGAAGGUUGAAUGUGGCACUCACUCGUGCCAAGUAUGGGUUGAUCUUGAUUGGAGAUGUAUCGUGCUUGAAGGGAGAUGAGCUCUGGAGAGAGUAUUUGGAGUUUUUGGAGAAAAAGGGCUCCGUUUUCAGUAGCGAUGAGUUUCUUUAUUGA